Messenger RNA from Styela clava, 5486 nucleotides. RefSeq lists its product as uncharacterized. Lineage: Eukaryota; Metazoa; Chordata; Ascidiacea; Stolidobranchia; Styelidae. Gene Ontology annotation, molecular function: transcription corepressor activity; NAD+ poly-ADP-ribosyltransferase activity. Gene Ontology annotation, biological process: protein poly-ADP-ribosylation; negative regulation of gene expression. The record is from RefSeq and is a predicted model, not a curated record. Gene Ontology annotation, cellular component: cytoplasm; nucleus.
AACUGAUUCAUCAUGACAAUCGUAGGAAUAAAAUUAUAGAAUUGUUUGAUUCGAACGGUCUUUUUAGAAUGUAAAAUCCAUACAUUAUGGCAUAUCAUUCAGGCUAUUCAUCAAAAAUUUUGGUAUCAAAUAUUCCAAAUAAUUUUUCAAAAUCGAAACUGAAGUUGAAAUUAGAACAAUUUGGUGAUCGAGGCUGUAUUGAAGACUAUGAACAAAUCAAAGAUAAUCUUGUGAAGAUAACAGUAUCGGAUAUUAGAGCUCAACGAAAGUUGUUGAAUUCACGAAUUUUUGUGACAUUCGGUGGGCGAAACCAUGAACUGAAAUUGGAAAAUGUGGACGAUGAUGAUGAGGAAGAUGAUGUCGACACUGAGAUUUAUAUUUUUGAAGAAUCUGAAUUCUAUCCCAAGCCAGUAUUGAACUACUUGAGUAGAAAUCAAAAACACAGGAAAGCAUUGGAAAAAAUGUUGACUGAACACAAUAUGAGGUUGUUGGAUAUCUCAGGCGAAAAAAUUGAAGUUCAAGUAAUACAGAAUGCCAGAGGAUUUAUCAAAAGUGAAGAAGAUUGUGGAGAAUGUAUACAAAGAUUUCUUGAAUUAUAUUCUUUCUGGAAUGAGAAGCUUGAAAAUUGUUCUGUUGCUGAUGUCAAACAUAUCAAAACAGUUCUUGCAAGUUAUAAAGAACAAUGUUUUGGCAGUUGGUUCAAUGAUUCAUCAACUAUCCUUGUCACUGGGCCGGAGACUAUUGUUGAAGAGGUUCAGAAUUCGAUAAAUGGUCAUUUAGAGAAAUCACCCAAGAAAAUACAACUUCCGGCAAAUUCUACUGCACAGCCUUUUAAUUAUGAAGAUGUUGAACCUGCGAUCAUGCGCUUUGUUUCGUUUGGAAAAACUUACAAGCAUCAGUUGUCCGUAUGUUUAAUUGGUUUAGCCAAUGCCGAAAUUGUUAAAAAAGAACAAACUUUAACAGUUCAUGUUUCUCCUACCCAGAUGUCACAUGCCAAACUACAUAUGGAUUUUGAAAAUGAGUGCAGAAUGAGGUUGGUGCAGUUCUUUAGGCAGUUUUCUGUGUGGAGAGGAAAAUUUGACCUGACUAUAAUAGCUAGACAAAAGCCUCACCAACCUGAUUUAUUUCAAACCAAAAAUUUCCAAGGUUGUUUUGUGCAGUGGUUUACUAAUACUGGUACCGUGAAUGUUGUCGGUGUAUCUCGCCAAGUGCAAAUUUAUCGAAACAGAAUAGAAAAUAUACUGGGUUCUUCGAAAAUACGUUCAUCAUCAGAGAGUGAAGCUUUUCAGCCUCCCGUUCAGAUGCCGCUAACAUUUCCUUCACAACAAGAGAUGCAUGUUCCAUUUAUACAUCCCCAUCAUUCUGGUGUUCCUGUCCAGACUUUGCAUCAUUUACCAGUAUCACCAACAAGUGGGGUUAGACAAAGGCACCACUCGGAAAGAUCACGCAGAUUGUCAUGGGGUGAUUUCGGUGAUGAAUCAUCAUCUUCUUCAAAAGCUGAUUCUACGACUUCUGUACAAUUUGAUACAAAAGAUUAUAAACCUGCAGUAUUGAAGUUUGUUUUCAACGACGCUGGUGCUAAAAAAGAUCUUGGAUCGUGUUGUGGUAAAUUUGCAAAAGUGUCAAUCACCAAUGAUCAAGGACAGAUUAAAGUUCACAUCUCUUUCAGAAAAAAGCAUCCCAGUGAUGUUGAUAAAUCAAGAGCUUGGGAACAAGUUGGCAACUACUUUGACCAAUUUUCGGCAGAAACAAAUAAAUAUAAUGUCGAUAAAAUGGAAAGUGUCAUGAGAGAUUUUCCUAAAUUGUUCUGUAAAGAACCUGGUGUUUUUGUGCAGGCUUUCCCUAGUACUGGAACAAUUAAAUAUGCAGGUUUGAAAGAAAAAGUGGAAGAAAGAAUUGAAGACAUAGAUUAUGAAAUUAAAAGUGAAAAAAGGGCAAAAACCCUACCCGUAGAUGUGUUCAUUGCUCAAAGGGAAUGUGAUCUUUGGAAAAAAACUGAGCAGAAAUGCCGCAAUAAAGGACAUCGUGUAUCAAUUCAACCAUCUGAGGAUGGAAAAAUUAUAUACAAAGGAGAGUUGAUUGCGAUACAGCUGGCUGAAAAAACUUUAGGAGAGCUGACCACGAAAACUAUUCAAAAACCAGUUGAAGAUGUUACAUCAGAUCAGUUGGCUUUUCUCAAAAAAUGUGAAAAUUCACAGCAAAAGUCACUGAGUACAAAGAAAAAUAUUCUUGAUGGCUUAUACAGGCAAUUUAAAAAGGAAAAUGUCAAAGGGUCUUUAGCCUUUGUAAAUUCUGACAUUAGUUUGUUUGCUGUCAAUAAUAUCCAUUGGCAAAAAGCAAAUGGAUUUUUGAAGAAAUCUAUAAGGGAAUUUGAUAUAUCGCCUGCUGACCAUCAGAAAGAUGCUCCAUUUUCUGAAGUGGUUGCCAACUUGAAAAAAGCUUUCAGAGAUGAAAUUGUUCAUAUGAAAUCUGAGCGAGAUGCAAGAAAAAUUAUUGUGUUUUGCUUCAACUUCCAAUAUGCCCAAAUGAGGAUGGACGUGAUUAAAACAAUUGAGCAAAUGGGUGAAAUGAAUGACAUAAAAAAAUUCUACCCAAUGUCAAAAGAAAUUGCUGUACAUGUUGCCAGCCAUUGUAAAAUCGACAAAGCAAAGUCUGUUAAAUUAGUGACUGAAAGUACAAAACCUGGGUUGCUUGUCACAUUUGAACAAGAGGACAUUGAUACUGUCGAUAUGGAGUUUGAAGAUUUGGAAAAAGAGAUUAAAAAAAUUGAAAAACAAAUCACUGGUUAUUCUUUGUAUGAGUAUUUAUCUGGAGAUGGUAAAGCUUGUCUACAAAUUACAGAGCACGAGACAAAAUGUUCAAUAGUUCUCAAUCCAAUAGGACAGAAAAAUCAUAAUAGUUUGGUAUCUGUCAAAAUCGGUGAUAUUGUUCUUGAAAAAUGUGACGCGAUUGUCAUUAGUACAGGAAAAAAGAUAAGCUUUUCAGGUCAAGUCUCAAUAGCUCUCGAAAGGAAGUUUGGAACUACUGUAAUGCAUCAUGUUCUUGAAAAGGUUUAUUGGAUUAUUCAAGAUCAACUUUGUGUUUGUCCUACAAAUGGUCUGUUGCCAUGGAAAUAUAUCUUCUGCAUUGCAACCCCAUCUUAUAAGAAUGAACUAACAAAGGCAAUUUUGGAUCUAUUAACAGUAGCAGACAGGUUUUGUCUACAAAGCUUAGCUCUGCCUACGAUUGGGACAGGUAAUAUGGGAUUGGAUUCUGGAGUUGUUGCUUCAUGCAUGAAAGAGGCAUUUCCACAGUUUGUAGCUCAAAACAAAGUCUUAAAAGAUAUCAGAGUUAUAGUUUAUGAGUCAUCUCAAUUACCUGUAUUUCAAGAUGUAACCCCGAGACAAGGUCUAACUAAGUCAACAGGAAUUGAUGUGAAGAUUUAUGGAAACAGUAAAAAAUGUUUAGAGGAGGCCUAUGAGAAACUUCAAGAAGUUUGUGAUAAAAGCAUCAAAACUUCCAUUAUCAAAAGCACGCAACAAAACUUUUACAGUUUUGAAAAAUCAGAGAUACAAAAAGUUUGUGAUGAUAAUGAUGUUUUACUCGAAUGGAAGCGAGCCACGUUAGUUGAGGAAUGCCAUAUUCAAGGUCUACUUGUUAAUGUCACAAAAACUGAAGACAUAAUUAACAAGAAACUAGAAGCAGAAUAUCCUCAAAACUGGAGUUCAAUGCCAAGUAACCAGAAAUUUAUUCGAAUUAAACUGAAUAAAUAUUUGCCUGAAUAUCUUGAAGUAAAACAAAAAUUUGAAGAAAGUCGACCAUUAUAUUCCAAAUUGAUUAAGAUUGAACGAGUUCAAAAUAGAUUUUUGUAUUCCCAAUUCAAACAUCUUGAAAAUGCUAAAAAAGCGGAGUAUUCUGGUAGGAGCAUGAUAAUUACCAGGCAAUUGUUUCAUGGAACUUCUGUAGACAAGGUUGAUAAAAUUUGUGCAUCUGGAUUCGACAGAAACUUUGCCGGAGAGCAUGGUACAGCAUAUGGGCGCGGUAUGUAUUUUGCAGUCAAGUCUCAAUAUUCUGUGAGAUAUUGUAAAGAUAUUCCAAAAUAUAUGUUCCUCUCAGAAGUAAUAACUGGGGAUUACAUUCUUGGAAAUUCAACAUACAAAGCUCCUCCAGAGAAAAGUCAAUCUACAAGAUAUGAUAGUUGUGUAGACGACCAAUCAAGCCCAAAUAUUUUUGUUGUUUUCCCAGAUUCAAGUGUUUAUCCUUCAUAUGUAAUUACUUUUCAGUAACAUAAUUGUGUAUUCUAGUUUUAGACAACUUAUAAUUGUAAGUAGCUAUGUAUCUAUGGUAGCAUAUGCUAAAUCUUAAAUUAAUUAAAUAAUAUCUUAAUAUGAUUAGCCCACAUAGAAAAUAAUUGGCAUGGUUAAUAACAAUAUAUGAGAUACCACACACAUAACAGGGUAGAAAUUAUUCACAUGAAGAAAUACACACAUAGAUAAAAAUUACUCCUCAUUCGGAAAUAAGGCCAUUCGUAUACUGCAAUCCCGAAAUUGAAACUUCUUGUACGUUUGAAAAUAGCGCCUUGAUUUAUUCGCCUUAUAUAAACAUUGUAGAGAUGUAAUCUAUUUGUAUUGAAUGUAACCCUUUAUGCAACCGCAUAUAGUACCAACAGCGAAGCUUUGCUAAUUCUUCUCACUCUUCCUUGUAUGGUUCGCCCAGUACGGUUGAGUAAAUUUUAAACAUUAGCUACAAUAUUAUUUGUACUUAGUUUAAAUGAUAAUUUGAAAUAUAAAACAGCAUGAAAAAGUAAGUAGGCAUUCUCAUUUUUAGGGUAAUGUUAUGUUUGUCAUAAUUACUCUAAUUUAUUAGUCACACACAUGCCUAACUAGACAUGAUACUUCAGACUAACAGAGUUUAUAUAUAACUCAGUAACUCGUUUACUAACGAAGAUUGUACAAAUGAGCACUGAGUAACCUCUACAUUCCUAUUUUGUCACAGUAUCGAUUUUGGGGCCAAAUAUUUUGACCACAUUUUUAAAUCGUCAUAUAAAAAUGUGAGGCAAAUAGUUCAAGUUCCUGCGUGCUUUGUAUGUUAUGUAACCACUGUUGAAUGUAUGAUAUGCAACUAAUCAACUUACCUACUCUUCAAUAUUUUAUGUUUCAAUUUUAUGUAAUGUAGCAUUCUGUGUAGUGUAUUAAAUACUUAUGUGUAUACACAUACAAUCGUGCUCGUUCAUGUUAUCUCAUGCGAAGAUUUCUAUUCAGUUACAUACAAAAUAAUGUUUCAAAAAUAAUAAAUACUGGCUAUUAAGAUAAGAGCAAGGGUGGCCGACAACUUAGCGUAACUUCAAGUUCUAUGUUUUAUUUACCACUUUUAUGUAUUGCAGUAUUUAAAUUACUUCAUCCAUUUACACUUAUAAUUUCGUUUGUUCCCCUUUUUAAUCACAAUGGUUCAGUUUAUUUGCAUGCAAAAUAAUGUUUGAAAGGCAAUAAAGCUAACUGAUAACUUUU